CCCAUUAUACGCCAUUGUUAGACGAGUCACUGCUAGUGAAAACCAUAUGUCCAACUAUUGACCCACAGAGUUGCUGUUUUGUCGGUCUUUAUUUUACGAGAUGUGGGAUUGUUUAGCUGUGACAGUCUUACGCAACAGUGGCAGGCUGGUUUUCAGAAUUCCUAUCUAUGACGUAGCUGUGACCCAAAGUCUUGGUAAUGGAGAUAGAAUGGAUCGUUCACCUGUGCCGCAGGCGCACUGAUGGCGCCUUUGUCAUUCUGAAGGAGAUCCCGGUGGAGCAGAUGUCUCGGGAUGAGCGCCUGGCGGCUCAGAAUGAGUGUCAGGUGCUGAAGCUUCUCAACCAUCCAAAUAUCAUCGAAUACUAUGAGAAUUUCCUGGAGGACAAGGCGCUUAUGAUUGCCAUGGAAUAUGCGCCGGGUGGAACAUUGGCUGACUACAUCCAGAAGCGCUGCAACUCCCUGCUGGAUGAAGACACCAUCCUCCACUUCUUUGUCCAGAUCCUGCUGGCCUUGUACCACGUCCACAACAAGCUCAUCCUGCACAGAGACCUGAAGACACAGAACAUUCUUCUGGACAAUCACCAGAUGAUCGUCAAAAUCGGCGACUUCGGCAUUUCCAAAAUCCUCGUCAGCAAAAGCAAAGCAUACACUGUGGUUGGGACGCCUUGUUAUAUCUCUCCAGAGCUCUGUGAGGGGAAGCCUUAUAACCAGAAGAGCGAUAUUUGGGCUCUUGGUUGUGUUCUGUACGAGCUUGCAAGCCUGAAGAGAGCCUUCGAAGCUGCUAAUCUUCCUGCUCUUGUUCUGAAGAUCAUGAGUGGAACGUUUGCUCCCAUCUCUGACCGGUACAGCCCAGAACUACGACAGCUCAUACUCAACAUGCUCAACCUGGAUCCAUCUAAACGUCCACAACUCAACGAGAUAAUGGCCCUUCCCAUCUGCAUCAGGCCACUGCUCAAUCUCUACACAGACAUCGGCAAUGUCAAGAUGAGACGGAUUGAGAAACCGCUGUCUACAGUGCAGACUGGUCCACAGGGUCGACCAGGAGGGAGAGUGCCCACCAGCAGGUCAAGAGAUUUGGCUGUGAGUUUGGCAACAGGGAAGAUGCAUUCGCUUCCUCUGUCGUCGGUGUAUACGUGGGGCAGCGGCAUCUCGACCCCGCUACGCCUUCCGAUGCUCAACACCGAGGUUCUGAAGGUCUCAUUGGGGCGAACUCAGAAGAUGGGGGUCACAAAGUCAGGUCGCCUCAUCACAUGGGAGGCUCCUUCUGUCGGGUCUGGUGAGACCAGUUUGCCGGGCGCAGUGGAGCAGAUGCAGCCUCAGUUCAUUUCACGCUUCCUGGAGGGUCAGUCAGGGGUCACCAUCAAGUCGGUGUCCUGCGGAGAUCUUUUCACCACCUGCAUGACAGACCGGGGCAUUAUCAUGACUUUUGGAAGUGGGAGCAACGGCUGUUUGGGGCAUGGGAACUACAAUGAUGUAACUCAGCCCAAGAUCGUGGAGGCUCUUCUCGGCUAUGAGCUGGUUCAGGUGUCAUGUGGUGCUUCCCACGUCCUGGCUGUGACUAACGAAAGAGAAGUAUUUGCCUGGGGACGGGGAGACAAUGGUCGCCUUGGGCUCGGCACACAAGACACUCACAACUCACCCCAGCAGGUUUGUUUACCUGCAGAAUUUGGGGCCCACAAGGCGGUGUGUGGAGUGGACUGCUCCAUGAUCAUCAGCACGCAGCACAGUAUCAUGGCGUGUGGGAGCAACAGGUUCAACAAGCUUGGCCUUGACAAGAUAACAGCUGGAGAGGAACCAAGUCCUUCGAGUCAGGUGGAGGAAGCGCACUGUUUCACUCCGCUCCAAUCUGCUCCCAUCAACACGGAGAAAAUAGUGUGCAUUGAUAUCGGAACUGCUCACUCGGUCGCUGUCACAGAAGCAGGUCAGUGCUUCACCUUCGGCAGUAAUCAGCACGGACAGAUGGGCUGCAGCUCUCGCCGUAACGGCCGAGUCCCGUACCUGGUGCAGGACCUGCAGGGCAUCACGAUGGCGGCGUGCGGCGACGCCUUCACACUCGCCAUUGGAUCCGAUGGUGAAGUGUUCACCUGGGGCAAAGGCGCCCGCGGCCGCCUGGGGAGGAAGGAGGGCGACUCUGGUGUACCAAAGCCCGUGCAGCUUGAUGAGAGCCACCCAUUCAUGGUGACAUCAGUGGCCUGUUGUCAUGGCAACACAUUGCUGGCGGUGAAACGUAAUAAUUCACUUAAAAAGUAUCAUAAGUACAGGGAUGUCGAGUCUGAUGUUAGGAGAAGUGGAACUUGAUUUAACUCUCCGGCCUUUCAAAUGGAGCUACUAGAAGUGGGGCGUCCUGAAGGCCAUGAAUGUGAAUAGUCUUAGCUGACUCAGCGUUAUUUAACCUGGAAGAGGAUGAUUUGGUGUGGGUUCACAAAACGUCACAAAACGGCAGGUCCUGGUGAAGAUGGGAUUAAACAGUUCCAGGGAAAUGAUGGAGGUUUAAGGGAGAUUAAAGAUCACAAUUUAAUAAAUAACUGUGAAGUCAGUAAUCCUGGCUUCGUGGCUGAUCGUUGACCGCAGAGGCAGAGUUUCCUGUCGUCGUUUUUUAACUGGCUUCUGAACUCAACACUGCCAAUGGUGGACUCUCUGUCCACCGCCAUCCCCCCUGGUUCGUCCAGUUCCUCUCUCACUCUCCCUCAUGUGUGUGGUGUCUUCAUGAGCUCGGCCUGCUCUCUAACGAGUGUCUCUUGUUGCAGCUUUGCUCGAUGAACCAGCUCAGAGAUGAUCGUGAGUCGGGAGGCCCCGCGGUGACGUGAACGACUCUCCAAAUCUCUCCCCGUCUACGCUUGCACGUGUGCCGCGGCCGCCUGCUCCAGUUGCUGCUGAAUGUAGAGCAACAAAGAGAGAGCAACAGGUGAAUCUCACCUGCAGGAAUGUGGCCAUCGACCUGGUUCACAGCAAGUGGAGCCAUUGUCCUCCCUCACGUGCAUGAGGAAGCAUCAGUCAAGGGCCGACUGGGUUUGGCCUCUUAAGCUGCCCAUGAAUAGAGUGAAUGAAAGUCGCUUGAGUGCGACUCAUCAGUCAAGUCAACAAGCAGAUUAAUCUUGAUCACAGCGUCAGUGCUCACGUUUUCUCUGCUGGAUUACAUCUCUAUGCUGAGGGAAAUAACGACUGAGGCUGUUGGUACCUAUCUGUCUAUCUGUCUGUCUGUCUAUCUGUCUGUCUAUCUGUCUGUCUAUCUGUCUGUCUAUCUGUCUGUCUGUCUAUCUGUCUGUCUAUCUGUCUGUCUAUCUGUCUGUCUAUCUGUCUGUCUGUCUGUCUGUCUGUCUGUCUAUCUGUCUGUCUAUCUAUCUAUCUAUCUAUCUAUCUAUCCUUUUUAAUUCAUCUUUAUACCCAGUAUUUAAUUAUAUUUAUCCAUCUUUCAUGUGUCUCUACAUGCAUCUACUUCAAUGUAUCAAUGGCUCUGUCAAGUUACCGAUCUGUCCAUCAUCCAGUCACAUGAUCAUUCAUCCUUCUAACCAUUGUCCCGUCCUUCUGCCUCUGACUGUCCUCCGUCUGACAAUCCAUCCAUGUUUUUAGAAAAGUGUCUUUUUAUCCAUCAAGUUAUCAUGUCUUCCACAUGGCCACUCAUCUCCCUGUUGGGACGUGUACAGAUAGACCCCUAGUGGUGGCUGACAAUGCAUGAGAGAAGUGGGCCUCUUGGCGCCUCUUAAGUUACUUUUUUAGCCUAAAUAUAUUUUGGUAACUGAAGGGGCAUUUAUUUGAGUCCUUGUGAGACUUGAUUCCCAGCCUACAAGGUGCUUAGCCGCAAAGUAGCCCGUCCCACUCCACAUGAUGCCACGGAGCUCAGCAGUCAAGCGGCUCUUUUUGAGCCCCAGCAUCAGACAGGUGUACAGGUGCCCAUCUUUCUGUCUUGAGCACCUGCGGCCCCAGAAUGUCAGACGCCUGUUCUUUCAUUCAUCCAUCCACCAGACCCCAUCUAUCAUUCACUGCAUCACCUUCUCCAUUUACACAACACAUUUGUGUGGGACAAAGUAAAGUAAAGUACACACCUGUUUUAUACGGGAUACACUGGCUGAAUUAUGCAGAGACCCAAAGCAACAUCAUAUAAUGUAAAGUGAAAUCAUUGUUAUAAUAACCUGCACUGAUUCGAUACGUUUGUGUCGUAGUUGUAUGUCGUUUACACACACACGUGUUGCUGUUUUCAUGCCAUGCCAAGCUAAUCGAAUACGUUUCGAUGUCUAAUCCCGAUCAAUUAAUCGAUGACUAUUGUUUCCCGAGACGAUGAUGUAAUGGUGAUGUAAUGCAGCGGCAACAAAGCAGGUGGAUCGCUGCUUCAGUGGUGAGCCUCGCUUCACACGGCAUCUGAGGAUUCUCACUUGACACGUUUAUUAAACA
Messenger RNA from Synchiropus splendidus (mandarinfish), 4388 nucleotides. RefSeq names its product NIMA-related kinase 8 (gene nek8). The record is from RefSeq and is a predicted model, not a curated record. Gene Ontology annotation, biological process: protein phosphorylation. The transcript has 14 exons. Lineage: Eukaryota; Metazoa; Chordata; Actinopteri; Syngnathiformes; Callionymidae. Bases 198 to 2297 code for a protein of 699 amino acids. Gene Ontology annotation, molecular function: ATP binding; protein kinase activity.